Canis lupus familiaris (dog) is the source of this 3247-nucleotide messenger RNA. It is a transcript of the gene TRAPPC12, whose product is annotated as trafficking protein particle complex 12. The coding region runs from base 470 to 2830 and encodes 786 amino acids. Gene Ontology annotation, molecular function: protein binding. Gene Ontology annotation, cellular component: TRAPP complex; Golgi apparatus. Lineage: Eukaryota; Metazoa; Chordata; Mammalia; Carnivora; Canidae. The record is from RefSeq and is a predicted model, not a curated record. The transcript has 12 exons.
UGUGAAGCCUGAAAACACUUACUUUAAAAGAAGAGAGAGGCUGAGACGCGUGUGUGCCUCUCGCUUGACCACAAACGUUCAGCCCAGUGGCACUGGACUAGCUUCCACCCUCCGUGGCUGCCGGAAGAUGCCGUGUCCUUGUAUGCGAGUACUCUCCUCCUGGCUUCUUUCCAUGAAUUCGGGACAGUGCAGAGUGACCCCUGAGCCCAGCCCACCGUGUGGGGCGGGAGCGGGAGAGCGGAGUGCCGGGAGGGACAUUUAGUGAAGGCAGGGUCUUCACUGUGUCCUCACGUCCUGAGAUGUCCCACGGGAUCCUCCCGAGUCCAAGGCAGCGAGUCACCUCUGUGCUUCCUUAUUAAAGUCAUCGUUCCUGUACUGUACAAGUAGCUCCGUGGGGUUUGGACGUGCCCUGUGCAGUGGUUCCUGUUGAAUAUGACCCCAGUUUACAGACUGGGAAAGCAAGGGGACCAUGGAGAACGCUAAUGGCACCGAGCAGAGCGGGACUGAGGACUCGCAUCCAGCCCAGGAGCAAGCUGGGAGCACCACUCUGCAGGAAGAACCGGAGCAGCUGCUUUAUCAUGAGGAAACCAUUGACCUCGGUGGAGACGAGUUCGGGUCUGAAGAGAAUGAAACUAUAUCGGAAGAUUCUAACAACUUUGUGGAUAAGCUUAAUGAGCACAUGAUGGAGAGCGUCCUCAUCUCUGACUCCCCUAACAAUAGCGAAGACGACACAGGUGACCUCGGCUGCUUGCAGGAUGUAGUGGAGCCUGCAGAAGGCAACUCAGGUCCCAGACUGGAAAGCCUUGUGGAUGAAGGAGCAGUGGACACCCUGAGCAACAACAGUGCGAGUGACGGGGAGGGGGUGUCUAAAGACAUCUCUGACACGACCCCCGACUCUGAGCACAAAGAAGUCAAAAGUGUGCCCGCCUUGGGAGAGGAGGGUGCAGAGGACCUGGGCCCAAGGGAUGAGAGCAGCCACCCAGAGGGACCAGGGGGCGCACCCCCUGCGAGGCAGUCCCCUCCCGCCGAGGAGCCCGUCCCAGUGUGCACUAUUUUCAGCCACUCGCUUCCUGCCCGCUCCCAGCCACCUCUGCUCCUGCGGGACGGCUUCGAGUCCCAGAUGGUGAAGUCCCCGAGCUUCAGUGGUGCCAGUGACACGGUGGCCAAAACCCCUCCCCAGGCAGUCCAGCCAAGCCCCAGCCUAAGUAAAUUUUUUGGCGAUCCGACCAACACUAAUUCGUUGGCCUCAGACUUUUUCGAUUCAUUCACAACUUCUACUUUCAUCUCCGUCAGUAACCCCAAUGCCGGUUCUUCAGUUCCAGAAAAACUGUCUUCACUCUCGACCCCGGUGGGUGAGAGAUCCCCAAGUGUUGCCGAGCCUUCUCACUCCCCGGGGAUCGAAAAAUCAGAAUCCAGUAUUUGCACAGCUUCCCUAGAAAUUCCUCAGUCUCCAAAACCGUUUUCACAGAUCCAGGCUGUGUUUGCAGGGAGCGAGGACCCCUUUGCCACAGCCCUGAGCAUGAGCGAGAUGGACCGCAGAAGCGAUGCCUGGCUCCCUGGGGAGGGGACCAGGGACGUCCUGAUUUCAUUAGCAACCCAGCAGUACAGCACGGUGUUUGUAGACAAGGAGAGCCUCACCAUGCCAGGCCUCAAGUUUGACAACAUCCAGGGGGAUGCAGUUAAAGACCUGAUGCUUCGCUUCCUGGGUGAGAGAGCCGCGGCAAAGAGACAGGUCUUAAAUGCCGAGUCCGUAGAGCAGACUUUUGUUGGGUUGAAACAGCUCAUCAGCUGCAAAAACUGGAGGGCAGCGGUUGACCUGUGCGGGCGCCUUCUCACCGCCCACGGCCAAGGCUACGGCAAGAGCGGGCUGCCCACCAGCCACACGGCAGACUCGUUGCAGCUUUGGUUUGUGAGGCUGGCACUGCUGGUGAAGCUGGGCCUUUUCCAGAAUGCCGAGAUGGAGUUUGAGCCCUUUGGAAAUCUAGACCAGCCAGAUCUGUAUUACGAGUACUACCCUCACGUAUACCCUGGGCGAAGGGGCUCCAUGGUCCCAUUUUCAAUGCGGAUCUUACAUGCAGAGCUUCAGCAAUACCUGGGGAAUCCACAGGAGUCCUUGGAUCGACUGCACAAAGUGAAGGCCGUCUGCAGCAAGAUCCUGACAAAUUUGGAGCAAGGCUUAGCUGAAGACGGGAGCAUGAGCAGCAUCACACAGGAGAACAGACAAGCCUCCAUUCAGCUGUGGAGGUCCCGCCUGGGCCGGGUGAUGUGCUCCAUGGCAAACUGCCUGCUCCUGAUGAAGGACUAUGUGCUGGCUGUGGAUGCUUAUCACUCAGUUAUCCAGUACUACCCAAAGCAGGAGCCACAGCUGCUGAGCGGCAUCGGCCGGAUCUUCCUCCAGAUUGGAGACAUAAAAACAGCUGAGAAGUAUUUUCAAGACGUGGAGAAAGUAACACAGAAAUUGGAUGGACUACAAGGCAGGAUAAUGGUUUUAAUGAACAGAGCUUUCCUUCACCUUGGUCAGAAUAACUUUGCAGAAGCCCACAGAUUCUUCACAGAAAUCCUCAAGAUUGACCCAACAAAUGCGGUGGCCAACAACAACGCUGCCGUGUGCCUUCUCUACCUGGGCAAACUCAAGGACUCCCUCCGGCAGCUGGAGGCCAUGGUCCAGCAGGACCCCCAGCAUUACCUGCACGAGAGCGUGCUCUUCAACCUGACCACCAUGUAUGAGCUGGAGUCCUCCCGCAGCAUGCAGAAGAAGCAGUCCCUGCUCCAGGCGGUCGCUGGCAAAGAAGGGGACAGCUUCAACACACAGUGCCUCAAGCUGGCGUAGGGCACUCGCCUUCGGAGCCACCAGGGCCUCUGUAAACCGUGUACACUGGACCUAAGAUAUUAGCAGGACUGACGGACUCAAUAAAAUCUUUCACAGGUGCCUGGAAACAGGUCUUCUUUGUCUGGAGCCAGGGUGGAGGUCCAGGCCCUUCUGGCGCCCUGUCAGACUCCACCGAGCUCCGUGCCCACAGCUCUGCCGUGGUUCAGGAGUCCAGGGGGUGAACGUGCUCUGCACACGGUGGGCAUAGGCAGCAGUGGCCCAGAGGAUGCACUGGGUCCCUUUUGUUUAUUCUUGAAAGCUGGGCUGUUUCACGUAUUAAUUCUGAAUAUCCUCAGAGACAAGCUGAAAAACAUAAGCUCCCUUCUCACCCUGUAAAUCUUCUAGUUCAUUUGGGCAUAAAAGCAGAGAAACACCAAA